UUCCUCUUUGCUUUAGAACAGGUCUGUGCUGUGGGUGGCAGAGAAGCAGGUCUAAGAAAAGUGUUCACUUCAGCAGAGGCAUCACACUGUUGGCAAAAUGGACUCUUUGAAAGGGGGCUGCCCUCACCAGAGUGUUCCUGUAGAGAUGGACGAGAGCAUGACACCCUCCAGUCUGGAGUUGGCCUGCCCCCGCCCCUGCAGACAGUGCAGUGGACAUACAGUGAUCACAAGGUCUCAGAUACAAGCCAGCCAUGAGCAGGCGGGGGGGGCGGCACACACUGAGGGCCCAUGGAGACUCCCUGAGAAACAGCUGCAGCUUCAACCCAGAGCAGAGCCCCCACUUCAUCUAAUGCCUCCCCACCAUGCAGAUGUUAGGCUGCAUGGCCUCAGAGAGCAGUCUCCACUGUAUGGGCGGGACUUUCCAGAGGCUACCACGCCACGCCACGCUAGAAGCUUUGUGGGUAAUUCAGACUGGCCCCAGCAUUACUCUGUGGAGGAGGAUGAACGCUUGGACCCCCCCCUCACACUCAGGUCUGGAGAUAACUUCACCGACUACGUCCCUCCACCACACCCUGCCUGUAUGCCUGGCCAAAAUCAAUGUCUGUGGCGUCAUGGCAGACAGCGUGCAUGCUGCCCUCCAGCACAACUGCACCAUCACACUAACAAUAAUCAUCUUUAUAAGUAUGAUUACCCAGCAGAUUCAUGCGGGGAGCCUCAACACCCCCAACAGUCAAGGAAUUCCCCCCAUAAUAGACUACAACUUAAAGAUGAUCCAAACCCCCCCCAUGGAUCUGUGGCUCAGCGGGCAGCCCCUGCCUGGGAUGUGAUGCGUGAGGUCAGUGUGCAUCGCUCCCUCCAGCCUGAUCCAGGGCCAGCCACCCAGGAGAUGAGGAGGACCAUCAGCCUGCCUGAGGAGUGCAGGAAUGUUUUCAUCACAUAUUCAGUGGACACCGCCAGAGAAAUCAUACCUUUCACCACAUUUCUGACGGAUCAAGGGUUCAAACCAGCAAUUGAUAUCUUUGACAAUCCAAUCCGAAGAAUGGACAUCACCAAAUGGAUGGACAGAUUUUUGAAUGAUAAAUCAGUACUCAUCAUCGUGGUCAUCAGUCCCAAGUAUAAGGAGGACGUGGAGGGAAAUGGGGACGACGAGCACGGCCUGCACACCAAGUACAUCCACAACCAGGUGAGGACUCCUAUUAAGACAGCUGUCAACCACGCAGUGGUUUUGUUGACUGAUAAUCUCCACAUAUAAACACCAAUUAAUGAUUUUUGAAGUGUAAAAGUAACAGCAAGAAGUAAAAAGCUUUUUCGGCAGAUUCAAUACAUUGGUUUAAGUCUUACUUAUCGAACAGAAAACAGUGUGUUUUGGUCAACGGUGCCAAAUCCCCCUACCUUGUCAACCCUGUUGGGGUUCCACAAGGUUCCAUUCUUGGACAAUUACUGUUUUCCAGUGCUUGAAUUGGGUCGGUACUCACGCAGUACCGGGACUUCUGAUUUUU
This is a messenger RNA of Notothenia coriiceps (black rockcod), 1499 nucleotides long. RefSeq lists its product as uncharacterized. The record is from RefSeq and is a predicted model, not a curated record. Lineage: Eukaryota; Metazoa; Chordata; Actinopteri; Perciformes; Nototheniidae. Gene Ontology annotation, biological process: positive regulation of canonical NF-kappaB signal transduction; humoral immune response. The coding region runs from base 98 to 1252 and encodes 384 amino acids. The transcript is spliced from 8 exons.